ACGAGCCAAACACCCAAAUGUGCUAAAAAAAACUUUUCUGAACUAAAAACAAUACACAAAAAAUUCGAAAAAAAUAAAACCAAACAUUUUUUUCAACAUUUUUGUUUCUGUGCUGUGUGACCGAUAAUUAAAAAAAAAAACAAAUUGCCGGAACGCCAAGAAUUUAUUCAGGCCAAUUUAAAUCACCAAAAGCCAACAAAAACCUACAAAAACCAAGUCUUAAGCUACUUGAAGACCAAGAAGUAAGCAACUCAGAACCAGCAAUGCCGGACUGGCCAGCCUCUCCUGCUAACUGAGGGGCCAGGCAACUCCUGGGGAAAGCUCGCGGAAAACUUGUGCCCUCGCUCUCAACGAUGGACAACCUUUCGGUUUCGAGUGGCUUCGCCUCCGAUUCGGGAGAUUCCAGCUCCCACUCUGGCUAUCCCUCUGACAUAUCCGCCACGGAGGUGCUGUACCAGUGGAGUGCCAAUGCCGUGUCCGCCUCUGCAGCGUCUGCAGCCUCUGCAGCCUCGGCUGCUGCCUCCCGCCUCGCCUCGCCCUCAGCCAGCCUGCCGCCGGAUCGCAAUCCCCCGGGUAUACUCCAUCUGCUGCAUCCCGCCGCUGAAGUGCUGGCCACCAAUGAGUCCAGCCGUUUCAGCCUGCUCGACUAUGGCAUGGGCAUGGGCAUGACCCUGAACACCAGCGAGGGCUACGAUGACUACAGCAACUACCAGCAGUCAUCGUCCCCAGGCGGCGGGGGCUGCCGGCAAUUGGAGGGAAAUAUGAGCUAUUGGAAUCUCACCUGCGACUCCCCGCUGGAUUAUGCUUUGCCGCUGUACGGCUAUUGCAUGCCCUUCCUCAUGAUCAUCACCAUUAUAUCGAACACGCUGAUUGUGCUGGUGCUGAGCAAGAAGAGCAUGGCCACGCCCACCAACUUUGUGCUGAUGGGCAUGGCCAUAUGCGAUAUGCUGACGGUUAUAUUUCCGGCCCCUGGCCUCUGGUAUAUGUACACAUUCGGCAAUCACUAUAAGCCCCUGCAUCCGGUCUCCAUGUGUCUGGCCUACAGUAUUUUCAAUGAGAUUAUGCCAGCCAUGUGCCACACCAUCUCCGUUUGGCUAACUCUGGCCCUCGCCGUGCAAAGGUACAUCUACGUUUGCCAUGCCCCCAUGGCCAGGACCUGGUGCACAAUGCCGCGUGUCAAGCGCUGCACCGCCUACAUUGCCCUGCUGGCCUUCCUCCACCAGCUGCCACGCUUCUUCGACAGGACAUACAUGCCCAUGGAGAUCGAGUGGAAUGGCCAGGAGACGGAGGUCUGCCACCUGGAGACCUCCCUGUGGGUGCACGAAUACAUUGGCGUGGAUCUGUACUACACCAGCUACUAUCUGUUCCGCGUUUUGUUUGUUCACCUGCUGCCCUGCAUCAUCCUGGUGACCCUGAACAUCCUGCUGUUUGCAGCCAUGCGGCAGGCCCAGGAGCGGCGCAAGCUGCUCUUCCGGGAGAAUCGUAAAAAGGAGUGCAAGAAGCUGAGGGAAUCCAACUGCACCACCUUGAUGCUGAUUGUGGUGGUGUCGGUGUUCCUGCUGGCCGAGAUACCCAUUGCCGUGGUGACUGUAAUGCACAUUGUGAGCUCGCUGAUCAUUGAGUUCCUCGACUAUGGUUUGGCCAACAUUUGCAUUUUGCUGACAAACUUCUUUCUGGUGGUCAGCUAUCCCAUAAACUUUGGUAUCUACUGCGGCAUGUCGCGCCAGUUUCGCGAGACCUUCAAGGAGAUCUUUUUGGGGCGACUGGUGGCCAAGAAGGACAGCUCUACCAAGUAUUCGAUUGUGAAUGGAGCCCGCACCUGCACCAACACCAAUGAGACGGUCCUCUAGUAAUUGGUGCUGUUGGUGCCGCGGCGUGGCAGCAGUGACCACAGGCGCACCACCUGCACCACCACCACCACCACCACUACUACUAUGAUGGCUUCUGGUUGUGGCGGGCCGCAGCACCAGCAGCAGCAGCAGCAGCAGCGACGUGUCAGCACCAUGGACAUAAUCGCCGAGGAGAGGAAUGUCUAAGGAGGAGACUCUGAAACUCGGGCUGAGCCUUAAGGUUUCAGGAGGUUUUAAGGAGAAGAUAAUAAUAUGAAAACUGUCUGAGAAAGGAUACUACCCCUAAGGAUCUAUACGUACACGAAACACAAGUUCUAGCUAGGUGUCUGAGUGUGUUUUUGUUGUGUGUUGAUGUCUUCGUCUAACCAAAAACCCGCUAUAGACUAAGAGAGAUGUUUCGGCAAAGUGAUGGGUAAGCGCGUAAUUUCAAAACAAUAAAAACUAGGCUAGGUACCCCCAAAAAUACUUACAGGAAUCUUAAGAGUUACGGCUACUUACCCAAAGUAGUCUUUAAGAGUUUAACUAACUAAUCGACUUGUAAAAUAUUUUUGGAGUUUUGUUUAAGUGUAGCUAGCACCUAGGAGAGCCCAGCAUUUAAAUUCGUAAACCUCUUGAGCCCCAGCGUUUACCGAUUUAAAUGUGUGAAUAAAAUCUAUAUAGAGAGUAUAUAUAAAAUAUGUCAUAAAACGAAUUUCAAGUUGAUGUCAAGAGUUGUCUAUAGUUUUUUUGUUUUUUUUUUUAACUAGUAUUAAUUGGGAUUCAGUGUCUACGAAUUAAGAUUACCCUUUGCCGUGUUUCCAGUUUAAAUGUUUAAGUGUAAAGCAAACUAUUUACUAUA
Messenger RNA from Drosophila kikkawai, 2688 nucleotides. It is a transcript of the gene SPR, whose product is annotated as Sex peptide receptor. Lineage: Eukaryota; Metazoa; Arthropoda; Insecta; Diptera; Drosophilidae. Gene Ontology annotation, cellular component: membrane. Gene Ontology annotation, biological process: G protein-coupled receptor signaling pathway. Gene Ontology annotation, molecular function: G protein-coupled peptide receptor activity. The record is from RefSeq and is a predicted model, not a curated record.